UCUGUACCUCCGAAUGAUUGACUGAUCAGCUCAAACAUCUCUGCAAUUCUUACGAGUAGAUUUGGCAUUUCUUUUGCCGGGUAGCUCUUCGGUUAUAAGGGUUUCGAAGAGCCUAAAUAGAAGAUAUAAUGCGGCUGAGCUCCGAUCUACUCCUCUCUUUGGUUCCUUCGUUGACUUUCUAUCAUUCUUCUAAUCGUUUGAAACCUCUUGAAAAGAGUGAUUGGCGUGGUAAUCUUAGUUGAUCUUUCCCUCCCUUCUCGUUUUUUUCUUCUUCUUUCUCCUAGAUCCCUUUGUUUCAUAUCCGCCUUCCUCUGGUUCUAACGGUUUUCUUAACCUCGGUUUAGAAGCUAAUCCGUUCUUUCGGUGUUUCUUGAUCUGCGACG
This is a messenger RNA of Brassica oleracea var. oleracea, 383 nucleotides long. RefSeq lists its product as uncharacterized. Lineage: Eukaryota; Viridiplantae; Streptophyta; Magnoliopsida; Brassicales; Brassicaceae. The coding region runs from base 129 to 242 and encodes 37 amino acids. The record is from RefSeq and is a predicted model, not a curated record. The transcript has a single exon.